AUGAAGUUAGAUGUGCUGUCCUUCUCAACCAGCACCCUCAGAUCUUCUCUUCCCGGGCCUCUACUAUCCUUCAUUGAGAAGGUGGCUCCAGGCCGGACAUCAACUCAACUAUCUGUACUGGAACAGCACGGCAGGGAUGAGUCUGGGCGGCCUGCAGUGGCACCCGACCUUGUUGUGUACCCACACUCGACAGAGGAGAUAUCUCAGAUUGUGGCAGCCUGCAACGAAGCCGGUACGGCGGUGGUCCCUUAUGGCAUCGGCACAUCCCUGGAAGGCCAUGUUGCGGCCUUGAGGGGUGGGGUGUCUUUGGACAUGGUGCAGAUGAAUCACAUAUUGGAGGUGAACCAUGAGGACAUGGACUGCCGCGUGCAGGCUGGUGUCACGCACCGGCAGCUGAAUCAGGCACUGCGUUCGCACGGCGCUUUCUUCCCUGUCGAUCCUGGAGCAGAUGCGACCAUCGGGGGCAUGGCCAGCACACGGGCCUCAGGGACCAACGCUGUUAGGUACGGCACGAUGCGUGACGCCGUGAUGGGCCUGACGGUCGUUCUGGCGGAUGGGAGGGUGAUGAGGACGGGAGGCAGGUCGCGGAAGAGCAGCGCGGGGUUUGACCUCACGCGGCUGAUGGUGGGCAGCGAGGGGACACUGGGGGUCGUCACUGAAGUGGCCCUGCGCCUGCAUGGUGUGCCAGAGGCUAUCACCACAGCCGUAUGCGAGUUCAAGGCCAUGAAGGGUGCUGUGGACGCUGUGACAGAAAUAAUCCAGUGCGCCAUACCAAUAGCGCGGAUGGAGCUGCUGGACGAGGUGGCCAUCAACGCUGUAAACGCCUACUCGAAGACCACACUGACUGCAGCUCCGACCGUAUUCUUUGAGUUCCACGGGACAGACUUGGGUGUCGAGGAGCAGGCGAAAUUGGUGGGCGAGAUCGUUGAGGAGCACUCGGGAACAGGUUUCCAAUGGGCUGCCACAGAAGCAGAGCGCGCGAGGCUGUGGAGCGCGCGGCACAGCGCGUAUUGGGCAUGUGUGCAGCUUCGCCCCGGUGCCAAAAUCGUCACGACGGAUGUGUGCGUUCCCGUCUCCAAGUUGGCAGACUGCAUUUUGGGAUCCCAGAGGGAGGCAAGGGACGCAGGUAUCCUGGCACCCCUUGUUGGUCACGUUGGAGAUGGCAACUUCCACAUGAUGCUCCUGAUCGACCCGAAUAGCUCGGACGAGGUUAUGAAGGCCCAGGCGAUGGUUGACAACAUGGUGCACAGAGCUCACAGUCUAGGAGGCACGUGCACAGGGGAGCAUGGCAUUGGUCAGGGCAAGUUGAAGUACCUUGAGGCCGAGCAUGGCCGUGUGCCGCUGGAUGUCAUGCACGCGCUGAAAGCCGCCCUGGAUCCAAACAACAUUUUGAACCCAGGAAAGCUGGGCAGCGAUCCCGACAGCUUCGCUCCGUCGGCUCCACAGUAA
This is a messenger RNA of Ostreobium quekettii, 1449 nucleotides long. The record is from the annotation of a GenBank genome assembly. Lineage: Eukaryota; Viridiplantae; Chlorophyta; Ulvophyceae; Bryopsidales; Ostreobiaceae.